GCUGUGACACAAUUACAACAACUUUGUGCUGUUGCUGGCGAAGUUUGUGAUUGUAAGAAAUUCUCCUGUGCUCUCCAGCAACGCGAGCUUCCGCUGUUUCUGCAGUCCCUGCCUACCCCACGACAUGAUCCAGUAGUGCAGGUCUGCAGCCCCUGGAUCAUUUGCUUUUACGUUUGCUUGGAUUUCUCGUCACUGCAGCGGCGGCGACAACAAAGUUGGCGUCACUGUCUCAAGCAGUGAUUGCGUAAUUUCAGGCUGUGGUUUAGGUAGAGUAUCUACGUGAGAGUUGUAAAUUUGUUGCGUUUCCAUGAAAUCCUGCGGAGUUUCACUUGCUGCGGCUGCUGUUGCUUUCAGUGAUGAGGAAAAGAAAAUGGCGGCGGGAAAAGCGAGCGGCGAGAGAGAAGAGUGGUCCCCUAGUCUGACAGAGGAGGAGAGGGAGGCGCUUGAUAGAUUGGACAGCAGCCUUUUCGGAUUCGUGAGCCUUCACGAAGAUGGAGCCAGAACCAAGAUCCUUCUGGGCAAGGCUGUUCGCUGCUAUGAAUCUUUAAUCUUAAAAGCUGAAGGAAAAGUGGAGUCUGAUUUCUUUUGUCAGUUAGGUCAUUUCAACCUCUUAUUGGAAGAUUAUUCAAAAGCAUUAUCUGCCUAUCAGAGGUACUACAGUUUACAGGCUGACUACUGGAAGAAUGCUGCCUUUUUAUAUGGUCUUGGGUUGGUCUACUUUUAUUACAAUGCAUUUCAUUGGGCAAUUAAAGCAUUUCAAGAUGUACUUUAUGUUGACCCUAGCUUUUGUCGGGCAAAGGAAAUUCAUUUACGACUUGGGCUUAUGUUCAAAGUGAAUACAGAUUAUGAAUCUAGUUUAAAGCAUUUUCAGUUAGCUUUGAUUGACUGUAAUCCCUGUACUUUGUCCAGUGCUGAAAUUAAAUUUCAUAUUGCCCACCUAUAUGAAACUCAGAAAAAACAUCGAUCUGCAAAAGAAGCUUAUGAACAACUUUUACAGACAGAAAACCUUCCUGCACAAGUAAAAGCAACUGUGUUACAACAGUUAGGUUGGAUGCAUCAUAAUAUGGAUUUAGUAGGAGACAAAGCCACCCAGGAAAGCUGCGCUAUUCAGUAUCUCCAAAAGUCAUUAGAGGCAGAUCCUAAUUCUGGCCAAUCUUGGUAUUUCCUUGGAAGGUGUUAUUCAAGUAUUGGAAAAGUUCAGGAUGCCUUUGUAUCUUAUAGGCAAUCUAUUGACAAAUCAGAAGCAAGUGCAGAUACAUGGUGCUCAAUAGGUGUACUCUACCAGCAGCAAAAUCAGCCUAUGGAUGCUUUACAGGCAUAUAUUUGUGCUGUACAGUUGGACCAUGGGCAUGCAGCAGCAUGGAUGGACCUAGGCACUCUCUAUGAAUCAUGCAACCAAACUCAGGAUGCCAUUAAAUGCUACUUAAAUGCAACUAGGAGCAAAAGUUGUAGUAACACCUCUACACUUGCAGCAAGAAUUAAGUUUUUACAGGCUCAGUUGUGUAACCUUCCACAAGGUAGUCUACAGAAUAAAACUAAAUUACUUCCUAGUAUUGAGGAGGCAUGGAGCCUACCAAUCCCCGCAGAGCUUACCUCCAGGCAGGGUGCCUUGAACACAGCACAGCAGAAUGGUUCUGAUAACUGGAAUAGCAGUCAAGCUGUUUCCUAUCAUCCAAUACAUCAAGUUCAUUCAUGGUGUUUGACACCACAGAAAUUACAGCAUUUGGAACAGCUCCGUGCAAAUAGAAAUAAUUUAAAUCCAGCCCAAAAACUGAUACUGGAACAGUUGGAAAGUCAGUUUGUCUUCAUGCAGCAACAAAUGAGACAAAAAGGAGUUGCUCAGGUACAAACUACUGGAAUUCCUAAUGGGCCAAUAGCUGAUUCAUCACUGCCUACAAACUCUAUCUCUGGCCGGCAAACUCAUGCUGCUCUGACCAGAGUACCUAGUGUCUGUCAGACUGGAGUUCACUCUGCUUGUCUUGAAAAGCCUUUGUCCAAUGGACUCUUUUCUGCAGGCUAUAUUCAUUGUGGCACAUCAAAAACUCUAGGGAGUACACACACUAUCUUGAUAGGCAAUAAUUACAUAACAGAAAGUGGAAAUAAUGGAAAUGUGCCUUACCUGCAGCAAAACACACUUACUCUACCUCAUAACCACACAAACCUGACCAGCAGCACAGAAGAGCCAUGGAGAAAACAACUAUCUAACUCGGCUCAGGGGCUUCAUAAAGGUCAGAGUUCACAUUUGGCAAGACCUAUUAAUGAACAACCUCUGUUUCCCGCUGGGACUUCCCAGUAUCUCCCAGCAGCUAGGACUGGUACUCAAAAUCAGAAUGGACAUCGCACUCUGCCUAGUAAUUCAGUACCACAGAGGGAUGCUCUCAAUCACCUCUUCUGUCAUAUUGCUACCUCAGGUGGACAGCAAGGCAUUACCUCUACCAAAGAGAGCAAGCUUUCAAGAAAUAGAGCCUUGGUGUCUGAAACAAUCAGGCUUACUGGAGACACAUCUAAUGACUGUGGUGGUGUAGAAGGACUUUGUAAUCAUGUUCAUCAGUUGAUGGCAGAUACUGUUUCCAGUCCUAACCAUGGAAAUUCUGUGACACCAAAUCUAUUUAUUGCAGACAAUCCUCAGCUUUCUGCUUUGUUGAUUGGAAAAGCCAAUGGCAGUGUGGGUACUGGAUCCUGCAACAAAGUGAAUAAUAUUCAACCAUCUCUUCAUACAAAGAUGGAUAAUUCUAUUGCCUCUUCGCCCUCUUCAGCCAUUUCUACAGCAACACCUUCUCCAAAAUCCCUUGAGCAGACAAGUACAAACGGUGUUUCCAGCCUUAACAAUCUUCACAGUGGGUUACACAGAAUUAAUGGAGAAGGGCUAGAGAACUCACAGAACUGUACAAAAGAGGACUUGCCUUUAGUUAGCUGCAAAUCUACUCCUCCGUUCCUACCAUCAAUGUCUGUGUCCAUAUACCCCAGUUCAACAGAAGUUCUAAAGGCAUGCAGAAAUCUAGGUAAAAAUGGCUUGUCUAGUAGUCGGAUUUUGUUGGAUAAAUGUCCACCUCCAAGACCACCAACUUCACCAUACCCUCCCUUGCCAAAGGACAAGUUGAAUCCACCCACACCUAGUAUAUAUUUGGAAAAUAAACGUGAUGCUUUCUUUCCUCCAUUACAUCAAUUUUGUACAAAUCCAAAAAACCCAGUUACAGUAAUACGUGGUCUUGCUGGAGCUCUGAAGUUAGAUCUUGGACUUUUCUCUACCAAAACUUUGGUAGAAGCUAACAAUGAACAUAUGGUAGAAGUGAGGACACAGUUGUUACAACCAGCAGAUGAAAACUGGGAUCCCACUGGAACAAAGAAAAUCUGGCGUUGUGAAAGUAAUAGAUCUCAUACUACAAUUGCUAAAUAUGCACAAUACCAGGCCUCUUCCUUCCAGGAAUCAUUGAGAGAAGAAAAUGAGAGAAGAAUGCAGCAUAAAGACCAUUCAGAUAAUGAAUCCACAUCCUCAGAUAAUUCUGGAAGCAGAAGGAAAGGACCUUUUAAAACCAUAAAAUUUGGGACCAACAUUGACCUCUCUGAUAACACAAAGUGGAAGUUGCAGUUACAGGAGCUGACUAAACUUCCUGCUUUUGUGCGUGUUGUAUCAGCAGGAAAUCUUUUAAGCCAUGUUGGUCAUACAAUAUUGGGCAUGAAUACAGUUCAACUGUUUAUGAAAGUUCCAGGCAGUCGAACACCAGGUCAUCAAGAAAAUAACAACUUCUGUUCUGUUAACAUAAAUAUUGGUCCAGGUGAUUGUGAAUGGUUUGUUGUACCCGAAGAUUAUUGGGGUGUUCUGAAUGACUUUUGUGAAAAAAAUAAUUUGAAUUUUCUGAUGAGUUCUUGGUGGCCCAACCUUGAAGAUCUUUAUGAAGCAAAUGUUCCUGUAUACAGGUUUAUUCAGAGACCUGGAGAUUUGGUCUGGAUAAAUGCAGGCACUGUGCAUUGGGUUCAGGCUAUUGGCUGGUGUAACAGCAUUGCCUGGAAUGUUGGUCCCCUUACAGCCUGCCAGUAUAAACUGGCAGUGGAACGGUAUGAAUGGAACAAAUUGCAAAAUGUGAAGUCAGUAGUGCCCAUGGUUCACCUUUCCUGGAAUAUUGCACGAAAUAUCAAAGUCUCAGAUCCAAAGCUUUAUGAAAUGAUUAAGUAUUGUCUUUUAAAAGUUCUGAAGCAAUGUCAGACAUUGAAAGAAGCUCUUCUUGCAGCAGGAAAAGAAGUUGUAUGGCAUGGGCGGACAAAUGAAGAACCAGCUCAUUACUGUAGCAUUUGUGAGGUAGAGGUUUUUAAUCUGCUUUUUGUCACUAAUGAAAGCAACACUCAAAAGACUUACAUAGUACACUGCCAAGAUUGUGCACGAAAAACAAGUGGAAGUCUGGAAAAUUUUGUGGUGCUAGAACAGUACAAAAUGGAGGACCUGAUGCAAGUCUAUGACCAAUUUACCUUAGUAAGUGAAUUUAACAUGCUCCUUCAUUAUCAACCACCUCAUUUUGAUAUUGUUCAAAUGAACAUUAAGUGAAACCCUUUCUGCUCUUCAAGAAAUUUCUGCACCCCUGGUUUUGUAGCUGUCUCGUAAAACUGCUAACUAAAAGCUAUGUCUAUGCAAACUUCUGAAAGUGUCAAGAAAUUAGAGAGCACUGCCUCUACUUCAAAACUUAAAAAGCCGAUCCAACUGUACAUCAGAAAAAUGAUAGUAAUUGUAUGUGUUAUACAGGCUACUGAUUUGAAAACAGCCUUUUUUUAUAUUUCUUUAUUUCUGGGCUGAUGAAUUAAUUUUCAUCUGUAUUUUACUCCUUCUGAAAAUUCUGAAAUUCCUUCAGAAUUUUCAUAGGGGUAAAAAAACUGUCCUAGCUCGUCAUUUCGUUGUAAGAUAGUUAAGAAAUAUAAAUCUUUCUUUGAUCAACAUUAUUUUAAUGUGAAACCUUGAGAACGUUUUUUACUUCCUUAUGUUUUAAUUUGUUGUUUUGAGGACAUGAUGAUUACGCUUGUAGUUCCAAAAUAAAAUUAAAAAAAUCAUAGCCAAGAUUCAAAGAUAAAUGGAUUGUACACAGACUAAGGAAUAAACUUCAGAUUUGUGACUUUUAUUUCUAAUCUUGAUAUGGAUUUACAAUAUUUAUAAGUACAUAUUUAUUGCUUGAAAAAUAUUUGUGAAUGGGAUAUUGUUAUUUUUUCCAGACUUACUGCCAUUAAAUACUAAGGAGUUCUGUAAUUUUAAGCACUACUCCUAUUACAUUUCUAUGUGUAAAUAAAAUUGAAACUUUUAUUAAAAUUGUUUAAUGUUUAAAGGGGUUUCCACUGCUUGAGUUUUAAGAGGACAUUCUGUAAAGAACGAGUUUUGCUUAUAUCCAAAUCUAAUGAUACAUAUUUUGUGUGUACAUGCACACUUAUAUAUAGAAAUCUCAAUAUAUAAUUGUAUAAAGAUAAAUUUUAAUUUUUUACAUCUCUGAUAGUUUUUGAGGUGCCUACUGUAAAGUAUUAAUUACAAAAGUAUGUUUAUUUUUUGAAGUAAAUGUCUUUUAGUCUGAUUUAUUAAAUUGCAGUUACCGUAGUGAAAGCCAAUUAAUAAUUGCCAGCAAAAUGUAUAAUAGAAAACAGUGCAGUUUAGGUUUUAAAGGAAACAUGAUAUCUUGAUUAUCAUUUAGAAUUUUUUAUGGAAAAGAGAUUAGGAAUGAUGACCUAUUUUAGAAAAUAAAUAUAUUAAGUAACUUAUUUUUUAAAGCCAGAUGACUUGGAAAUUCUAUGCUUUCCUGCUUGUACAGCAUGGUUUGGGUCAAAGGGAGAGGAGAAUAUUAAAAUUCCAUACUACUAGUCAAUUUUAACAAGUUCUAUGAAAACUUUAUUUCAUAUGAACAACCUAACUUUUAAUGAACAAAUUAUCUCAUUUAACAUAAUACAUGGCUUUUCUACCUCUGUUUUCUGAAGCAUUCUCAUUUUAUUACAUUUUUCUAAGAGUUUUCCAGGGAGCUUUAGUGACGAUUCAAAGAGUGCUAUUAAGUUAUGUAAAUGUAAAAGAGAAUUUACAGUCUUAUCUGGUAAAUGUUUUAAUGAUUGCAUUAAUCAAGCACUUUUUUUCAAACUGCCUUGGAGUAGCUGGGGUACUAGAAAUAAUUUGAAGACAAAAGGCAAUGAAGGGGCCAACCGCAGUGGCUCAUGCCAGUAUCCUAGCCCUCUGGGAGGCCAAGGCAAGUGGGUUGCCUGAAUUCAGGUUCAAGACCAGCCUGAGCCAGAGUGAGACACCGUCUCUAAAAAAAAAAAAAAAUUAGCUGGGCAUUAUGGUGAAUACCUGUAGCACCAGCUACUCAGGAGUCUUAAGGCAAGAGAAUCGCUUGAGCCCAAGAGUUUGAGGUUGCUCUGAGCUGUGAUGCCAUGGCACUCUACUGAGGGCAACAAACUGAAACUGUCUCAAAAAAAAAAAAAAGGCAAUGAAGGUAUUUUUAUUAAAUUAAAUAAUAAAUGUUCAAUCUAGUAACAAUAAAUGUCACAUAUCUAAUCUCAGAAGGAAAUAAUUGCAAUUUUUAGUUAAAGAAGAAAAGCACUAAAUUAUUCUAGAUAUUUUAAAUACUAAUAUUUUUGUGAUUUUAUUAUAAAUUCUCUUAUUCAAAGAUCAUUGAGAAUAUAGUCAAAAAUUUUUUCUUCCUAACAAAAAUUAUAAAUCAACCCUUUGGAAAUAAACAUGAUGUAGAACACUAGAGCUGCACAUGAGUUUUUCUUAACAGUUCUGUUUUGUAUAAUUGACAUAACAUCUUAUGUAUCAACUCUUUAAGAUGGUUUAGUUCCAAGAUUAAUAUAAAUUGUAUUUACCUGAGCAUGAAAAUGAGGUUUUAUUUUUUUUUAACUAAAAGACAUAUUUGGAUUAUAUAUUGAGAAUAAUAAUUUUCUUCUUCUCCUCCUCCUCCUCCUCUUUUUCUC
Messenger RNA from Nycticebus coucang (slow loris), 6930 nucleotides. Its product is annotated as histone demethylase UTY. Gene Ontology annotation, biological process: heart development; regulation of gene expression. The record is from RefSeq and is a predicted model, not a curated record. Gene Ontology annotation, cellular component: MLL3/4 complex. NCBI's taxonomy places the organism in Eukaryota, Metazoa, Chordata, Mammalia, Primates, Lorisidae. Gene Ontology annotation, molecular function: histone H3K27me2/H3K27me3 demethylase activity; chromatin DNA binding; RNA polymerase II cis-regulatory region sequence-specific DNA binding. The transcript is spliced from 29 exons. Bases 308 to 4540 code for a protein of 1410 amino acids.